AUGAUAUUCUGUCUGUAUUGCCUAGUCUUUCUGGGGUCUAGCUAUGUUAUUUCAACCUAUGGACCCCAUCAGAGGGCACAGAAGACUGGUGACAUUCUCCUUGGCGGGCUUUUCCCUAUUCAUUUCGGUGUUGCCUCUAAAGACCAAGAUCUGGCUGCUCGGCCAGGAUACACGGAGUGUGUCAGGUUUAAUUUCCGUGGCUUCAGAUGGCUCCAGGCCAUGAUUUUUGCAAUCGAGGAGGUCAACAACAGCAGCACCUUGCUACCUAACAUCACCCUCGGCUACAGGAUCUUUGACACUUGCAACACAGUGUCCAAGGCCCUGGAAGCAACCUUGAGUUUUGUGGCCCAAAAUAAAAUCGACUCAUUAAACUUGGAUGAAUUCUGCAACUGCACAGAUCAUAUCCCAUCCACCAUUGCGGUUGUCGGAGCGUGCGGCUCUGGAGUCUCCACUGCAGUCGCCAAUUUGCUGGGCCUCUUCUACAUCCCUCAGAUCAGUUACGCCUCCUCCAGCCGCCUGCUGAGCAACAAGAAGCAGUUUAAGUCCUUCAUGAGAACCAUUCCAUCAGACGAACACCAGGCCACAGCCAUGGCAGACAUAAUCGACUACUUCCAGUGGAACUGGGUCAUAGCUGUGGCAUCCGACGACGAGUAUGGGCGACCAGGGAUCGAGAAGUUUGAGAAGGAGAUGGAAGAACGAGAUAUCUGCAUCCACCUGAAUGAGUUGAUCUCUCAGUACUUGGACGAGGAUGAAAUCCAAGGCUUGGCGGACCGCAUUGAGAAUUCAACAGCUAAGGUCAUAGUAGUGUUCGCCAGUGGGCCCGACAUCGAGCCCCUUAUCAAAGAAAUGGUGAGGCGAAACAUCACUGACCGGAUCUGGUUGGCCAGUGAGGCUUGGGCAAGCUCCUCCCUCAUCGCCAAACCGGAGUAUCUUGAUGUCAUGGGCGGAGCUAUUGGAUUUGCUCUAAAGGCAGGCAGCAUACCUGGCUUCAAGGAGUUCCUACAACAAGUGUAUCCAGGACAGUCCAGCUAUAAUGAAUUUGUCAGAGAGUUUUGGGAGGAGACCUUUAAUUGUUAUCUGGAAGACAGCCAGAGACUCACAAACAGUGAGAGUGAGAGAACCAGUUUCAGACCAUUAUGCUCCGGCCAGGAGGACAUUACAAGUGCGGAGACCCCUUACUUGGAUUACACUCAUCUUCGCAUAUCCUAUAAUGUGUAUGUAGCUGUUCACUCCAUAGCCCAAGCCCUGCAGGACAUUAUCACCUGCACACCAGGUCACGGUCUGUUUGCCAACAGCUCCUGUGCAGAUAUAAAGAAAAUUGAAGCAUGGCAGGUUCUCAAACAGCUCAAGCAUUUGAACUUCACUAACAGUGUGGGAGAGAAGGUGCGCUUUGAUGAGGCCGCCGACCCGUCAGGAAACUACACCAUCAUCAACUGGCACCGGUCCGCUGAGGAUGGCUCCGUUGUCUUUGAGGAGGUUGGCUAUUACAACAUACGGCCCAAGAAAGGAACACACCUUUUCAUUGACAAAGCGAAGAUUCUGUGGAACGGCUACAAGACGGAGGUACCAUUUUCUAACUGCAGUGAAGACUGUGAACCAGGGACCAGGAAGGGGAUCAUAGACAGUAUGCCAACCUGCUGCUUUGAAUGCACAGAGUGCUCAGAUGGAGAAUAUACAGAUCAUAAAGAUGCCAGCAUUUGUUCUAAAUGCCCUAAUAACUCCUGGUCUAAUGAGAAUCACACUUCGUGUUUCCUGAAGGACAUAGAGUUCCUAUCUUGGACUGAGCCCUUUGGAAUUGCCUUGGCAAUAUUUGCUGUGUUGGGGGUUUUCCUGACGGUCUUUGUCAUGGGAGUGUUUGUCAGGUUCCGUAACACGCCUAUCGUAAAAGCCACAAACCGGGAACUGUCCUUCCUCCUCUUGUUCUCACUCAUUUGCUGUUUCUCGAGCUCUCUGAUCUUCAUCGGCGAGCCCCGGGACUGGACGUGUCGUCUACGCCAACCUGCUUUUGGGAUUAGCUUCGUCCUCUGCAUUUCCUGCAUUCUGGUCAAGACUAAUAGAGUCCUACUGGUGUUCGAAGCGAAGAUCCCCACCAGUCUCCAUCGCAAAUGGUGGGGAUUAAAUUUGCAGUUCCUUCUGGUUUUCUUGUGCACUUUUGUGCAGGUGAUGAUAUGUGUGGUCUGGCUCUAUAACGCACCUCCCGCCAGCUACAGGAACCAUGACAUUGAUGAGAUCAUUUUUAUCACUUGCAAUGAGGGGUCUAUGAUGGCUCUGGGGUUCCUGAUUGGCUACACGUGCCUGCUGGCAGCCGUUUGUUUCUUCUUUGCGUUUAAAUCCCGGAAACUGCCCGAGAACUUUACGGAAGCUAAGUUUAUCACCUUCAGCAUGCUCAUCUUCUUUAUUGUCUGGAUCUCCUUCAUUCCGGCCUACUUCAGCACCUAUGGCAAGUUUGUAUCUGCGGUGGAAGUUAUUGCCAUACUGGCCUCGAGCUUUGGAUUGCUGGCCUGUAUCUUCUUUAACAAGGUUUACAUCAUCCUCUUCAAACCCUCAAGGAACACUAUAGAGGAGGUCCGCUGUAGCACGGCGGCUCAUGCAUUUAAAGUCGCGGCCAAAGCCACCUUGAGACACAGCUCAGCUUCCAGGAAGAGAUCCAGCAGUCUGGGUGGAUCUUCUGCCUCGACUCCGUCCUCGUCCAUCAGCCUCAAGACGAAUGGGAAUUACCCCGACUCCCCCUCAGGCCAGCAGCGGGGCAAAAAGCCAAGAGUGAGCUUUGAGAGUGGGACUGUUACUUUGUCCUUGAGCUUGGAGGAGUCAAGGAGGAAUUCAAUGAAAGACUGAAAGGAAUGCUGCAGAGCAUUUAAGAACCUGAUGUGUUUUGUUGAAGGAAUAUUUGAUCUAUGUAUUAGAGAAAAAUAAUUAAUUGACCUGAAAUAUUACAUUUACUGAAAUAUAAUUUACUUUACAGCAGACAUACAGUAGUGGGCUUGAGUCUGACCAGGGUUUGGUUAAGUCACCUAGGUUAGGUUUACACAAACUAAAUAAUUUUUUGUAGAACUUGUUACAUUUGCAGUUACAUGAUAGUUGAUUGGUAUGCUCUGUCUGUUCCAUUAGA
Hypomesus transpacificus is the source of this 3109-nucleotide messenger RNA. RefSeq names its product calcium-sensing receptor (gene casr). Gene Ontology annotation, molecular function: calcium ion binding; G protein-coupled receptor activity. The transcript is spliced from 6 exons. Gene Ontology annotation, biological process: G protein-coupled receptor signaling pathway; detection of calcium ion; intracellular calcium ion homeostasis. NCBI's taxonomy places the organism in Eukaryota, Metazoa, Chordata, Actinopteri, Osmeriformes, Osmeridae. Gene Ontology annotation, cellular component: membrane. The record is from RefSeq and is a predicted model, not a curated record. The coding region runs from base 1 to 2835 and encodes 944 amino acids.